This is a messenger RNA of Macadamia integrifolia, 1082 nucleotides long. RefSeq lists its product as uncharacterized. Lineage: Eukaryota; Viridiplantae; Streptophyta; Magnoliopsida; Proteales; Proteaceae. Gene Ontology annotation, molecular function: protein binding. The transcript is spliced from 2 exons. The record is from RefSeq and is a predicted model, not a curated record. The coding region runs from base 163 to 753 and encodes 196 amino acids.
GAGAAUUUUCUCACUUUUUACUCUCACUCUCACUUGUGCAUUUGUUUCUCUCUCCCACCGGAGACUCUCCUCUCUCUCCCUCUCUCUCUCUCUCUCUCUCUCUGCGUCUCAUUGUUUCCUUUUCAUUCGUUUUCUGUUUGUUGAUUUGUUUUUGGGUUUCCAAUGACAGCCCCAAAUAUGUCGAAGAUUACAGCAUCAUUGGAGCGUUCUAUGCAGAACUGCUCUCUUAACCGAGACGGCAGCGGCGCCGGCGGUGGCGUUGGCUUGUCCGCCACUUCAGAUGAACCAGAUACUCUCACCAACUCCGACACCGCCGUCGAACUAAAUUCUCAUGUCGCUCUUCCUUACCACUGGGAGCAAUGCCUCGAUUUAAAGACGGGGGAGCUUUACUAUAUAGACUGGGAGAAUGGAACGAAAGCGAAAGAAGAUCCACGGAUGAAGACAUCAAGGGCUUGUGUUGGUGGUAGUGUAGACUUCUACACUCAAGAAGAUAGCUCUUAUGGGUAUAGCGGCGUCGACUAUGGGUAUGGAUACGACAGCGAGGGUGAGGGUUCAUCUUCCACCUCCACGCCUUCACCUUCACCUUCAAGGGACGAUCACCGCUACGAUCAAGGCGAUCAUGUUCUCGUCGUCGCCGGCUGUAAGAGAUGUUUCAUGUACUUUAUGCUCCCCAAACAGGUCACAGAAUGUCCCAAAUGCAACGGUCUCAUCCUUCACUUCGAUCGAUCCGAAAACGGAUCCCAUGAAAUUUGAUUACCAUUUCUUGUUUUUCUUAAUUUCCUUCCUUCCUCUCUGAUCACUUCUUUUUCUUUCAUCUUUCAUGUGGUUAGUUGGAGUCUCUUCAGUGAAGUGAUUACUACACAGAGUUUUGGCUGUUUAGUUUAUUCUUCCUUUUUUUCCCUAAUUUUAUUUUGUUUUUCUCUUUUCUUGAUUCUGCCACUGCUGGUUCUGUUUGGGGCGCCAUUAGAGUUGCAGAGAUGAGCUCUUGAAAGCGAUAAUGAGGUCAAUGGGAAAAGGGAAAGGAAUAAAAUUGGUGAUGAUGGCGACGUGUGGCUUUCGUUUACUGUCGCAAUUCCUGCAAA